GGCCGCCCCUGAGUCACCCCGGCCCCGCCCGACCCUCCUGCGCCGGACCCGACUGGAGCGGAUCUCGGAGGAUAGGACGCCAGUCCGGAGCCGGGAAACUGAGGCCGAGAUCAGGGUCCUGCAGACAUGUUCCUGGUUAAUUCAUUCCUGGGCGGCAAGGGCGGCGGCGGCGGCGGAGCCGGCAACGCUCUCGGGGGGCUGCUCAGCGGCGGCGGAGGGGGCGGCGGCGGCGGCGGCAUCGGCAAUGUCAUCGGGGGGCUGCUCAGCGGCGGCGGCGGCGGCGGAGGCGGCGGCGGCGCUGGAGGCAUCGGCAAUGUCAUCGGGGGGCUGCUCAGCGGAGGCGGUGGAGGCGGCGGCGGCGGCGGCGGCGGCAGGGCGGGGGGCGCCAUGGGCUUCCUAGGCGGCGUCAUCAACGCCAUCAGUGAAGCUGCAGCCAAUUAUAACCCAGAGCCCCCGCCCCCUCGGUCCCACUACUCCAACAUCGAAGCCAAUGAGAGCGAGGAGGUCCGGCAGUUCAGGAGGCUGUUUGCUCAGCUGGCGGGCGAUGACAUGGAGGUCAGUGCCUCGGAGCUCAUGAACAUCCUGAAUAAGGUGGUGACCCGACAUCCUGACCUGAAGACGGACGGUUUUGCCAUCGACACCUGCCGGAGCAUGGUGGCCGUCAUGGACAGCGACACCACGGGCAAGCUGGGCUUCGAGGAGUUUAAGUACCUUUGGAACAACAUAAAGAAGUGGCAGGCCAUCUACAAACAGUACGACGUAGACCGCUCGGGGACCAUCGGCAGCAACGAGCUCCCGGGAGCCUUCUCGGCUGCAGGCUUCCAGCUCAGCCCGGAGCUGUACCAGAUGAUCAUUCGGCGCUACUCCGACGAGGAUGGCAGCAUGGACUUCGACAACUUCAUCAGCUGCCUCGUGCGCCUCGACGCCAUGUUCCGUGCCUUCAAGUCCCUGGACAAAGAUGGCAGCGGGCAGAUCCGGGUGAACAUCCAAGAGUGGCUGCAGCUGACCAUGUACUCCUGAGGCCGGGCAUCCUUCCUGACUGCAGCUGUCCAUCUCAGCCCGACGUGGGAGCCUCUGGCAGGGGCGCCCGCAGCCGCUGGUGCUGUGCCGUCCCUGGGCGCGCCCUCGUACCCCCGCCUGAGCAAACGCGGCCUCCACCAGGAGCCCCUGCUCCCCUUCCCCCUCCCCCAGCACCCCUGUAAACACAUCCCCUUCUCUAACACGUCAGCCCCGCCCCCCCUCCUGCCCCCCAGCACCCCUACAAACACAUCCCCUUCUCUAACACGCCAGCCCCCUGCUCCCCCCUCCUUCCCCCGAACGCCCCCAGCACCCCUGUGAACAGUUCUUCUCUAACACGCCUUCCCCUGCUCCCAGUGUCUCUGAGCUGGCCCCCAGCACCCCUGUAAACAGCCCCCUUCCCCCUCCCCGCUCCCCCCUGAGCCCCCUGCAAAUACCCCGUGUGCCCUAGCGUGCCGGCGCCACCCCAGGACCCUGCCCACGUGUGUUCUGAGCUUCACCACGCCCCCGCCCCCGCCCCCCCCCCACCUGGCUGGUGUCUAGUGCCUUCCCCAUGUGCUUCAGCCCCGCCCCCCGGGGUGGGCCUGGGGCUGGGGCAGGGCUUCAGGGUGGCCCCAAGGCCCAAAAUAAACAGUGGUCACAAGA
Messenger RNA from Antechinus flavipes (yellow-footed antechinus), 1662 nucleotides. RefSeq names its product calpain small subunit 1 (gene CAPNS1). Gene Ontology annotation, molecular function: calcium ion binding. NCBI's taxonomy places the organism in Eukaryota, Metazoa, Chordata, Mammalia, Dasyuromorphia, Dasyuridae. The transcript is spliced from 11 exons. The record is from RefSeq and is a predicted model, not a curated record. The coding region runs from base 127 to 1020 and encodes 297 amino acids.